Molecule: messenger RNA, 3161 nt
Organism: Solea senegalensis (Senegalese sole)
Lineage: Eukaryota; Metazoa; Chordata; Actinopteri; Pleuronectiformes; Soleidae
Product: V-set and transmembrane domain-containing protein 2-like protein
Exons: 4
Coding region: 261-1064 (267 amino acids)
Source: RefSeq, a predicted model, not a curated record
GGAGACACGGAGAGAGACAGAGGCUGCGGUCGCGUCGUCACUCCACUUCUCACCGCGAUAACUCUGGAUUUUUAUUUUAAAACACACACACACAUAAAAAUCAAACGCCAUCAAUAACAAAAAGGCAGAAAGAAAAAUAACAAUAAAAGUGAACGACGUGUCCUCCACCUGAUGUGAAAGGAAGAAGGAGAGAGAGAAAGAAAGAAGAGGAAAGAACGAAAGAAAGAAAGGAGAGCAGAUCAAAGAGAAGAGAAGGAGACAUGGGAGCGUUCAGGUUGCUGCUGAGGAGUUUGCAUUACAUGGGACUCUACAUUCAACUUAGUGUCUCCACGAGACAAGCUGGACACGGCGAGGUAGAGAACCACAUCUCUGGGAACGCCAUGUUCACAGAGGUGCCUCAUGAUAUGACCGCCCACAGAGGCCAGGAUGUGGAGAUGGCCUGCUCCUUCAGAGGAGCGGGGAUGCCCUCGUAUUCCCUGGAGAUCCAAUGGUGGUACAUCAGGAACCAUCUGGACUGGACAGACAGACAGCCAUGGACAACCAACGAAGUGGCUCCUGAGGAGGAGAUGCCGAAGGAUGCUACAAAGAUAAGCGUUGUGAAGGUCGUUGGAAGCAACAUUUCCCAUAAACUCCGCCUCUCCCGAGUCAAGCCAUCUGACGAGGGCACCUACGAAUGCCGGGUCAUUGACUUCAGCGAUCAUUCGGGCGUCCGCCACCACCGCGUCAGGGCCUACCUGCAGGUGGUGCAAGAGAGCGACAUUACUGACAACAACCACAAUGACAACUUCGAGGUCGUGGAUGAUACCAAGAGAGGAGUCGGGUUCGUUGACAGUGACGAUGUGGAUUCUCGCGGUGGCGGCAGUGGUCAUGCUCAUAGCCACCACCAGGGUCACGGGCACCACCAGGAGCGCGGCAAGCAGCCUUCGUCGUCGCCGGCUCACCGCGGUCACAGCAGCAGCAGCAGCAGUCAGCAGCAAAAGGCAGGCAGAGAGCUGAGGAAGAGGGACGUGGACAGUAACCACAGCCACAAUGACUGCACCAAUGAGCCCAGCUGUGCCCUGUAGAUGCAGGCUCAGUAUACCUGAGUGAUAGAUUACGUUAGGAUUGCAUAACAUGAUGCGUGUCACAGCAUAAAAAGCUAUAAUUCCAACACAGUGCAGACCUGUGCACACAUCCACAAUCCCUAGAAAUGUACAGUAUAAGUUAUUGAGAGCACAGGGCUGCAACCUGUGCAGGGAAUCUAGCUUUUUUUCUUGCUGGGCCUGGGUUGGACUGCUCACUGUCUGUAAAGCCUGGCUUCACGAUAUUCAGCAAAUGGGGUGCUGACAUUUAGAUUUAGGCAGCUCCACUAUUCCUGGUCUCAGCACCAAAAACACAAGACUCUUUCCCUACUAUUAACCAAUGCUGUGUUCCGCUCUACUAAAGAUACUGUAAAUAACACAACCCUGCUUUCACACUCACACUUCCUCCACUGCCUUACUGUUACAUUUGAUUUACCCUUCGCUAAUAUUAUACCUUUUGAAACUAGGUCUAUUGCCAGAAAAAAAAAAAUGUUCCUUUUAUUCUGAGAGCACGCUAAAUUAAACACGCCAUUAAAUAUCUCCUUGAAAAUUCUGUCCUUAGCUUUUUGGCUACAGCAAAAAAGCUCAUUGUGAAUUCAAAUAGCGGACAUGAAUAUGGUGCAACAUUUGUAUCUGGCCACAAUCCAGCACGUUCUCCUGCGUUUUCUCUCUGGAAUAAAGACACAUGCUUUAUUCAGUGGUGAUUCAUCAAAUUCCCACAGCAGCAGUGCUCAUCAAGGACAGAUGCAUCUUCUUUUCAUUUCAUUUGGAGUAAAUACAGUGGCAGUAUGGAGCAUGUGGGGAUUUUACCACCACGUUUGUGCACAAUUCAAACAAAUCACAUCAUAGUCUGUAUUUCCCCCAUAGCUCUUUUGAGUUUAUGAACAGCAGUACAACAGAAUUGUGAUUUAUUUUUUCUUUUCAUUCACUCCUUGUGCUUCAGGUUCGAUCCAUUUAUGGCUCUUCAGACCGAGAAAAAUCUAUUGAAUAUUUCCAUGGGGACUGCACCUGUUUGGAAAAGCCACAAAAAGAUCACAUGGGUGCUGUUAAAUUAAAAAUCUGACUUGGUGUCCCUCUGAAUCUGGACCGUAAAGGAAUGGAAGAAAUGAGACCUUUGGUGCAACUCGGCUCUGACCCAGUGCUCAUCAAUCAUUAAAAAGCCUCAACAAGCCUCUAAUCUGCUCUGUAUAUAUGACUGUAUUAUGUAAAAUAAAGUGAGUGCAUGUUCAGUAAAUUUUCUUAAAAACUUUUUCAACCAACCAUACACAAAGACGGUGUGUUUGUUAGUUAAGGACAUUUUUGUUAUUUAUUCGUUUGGUUCAAUUAAAAAAUUGUCCAUUCUGUUCUGAAUCUCUGUUUUCUCCUUUAGAGGUCUUGUCAGAUAGAUAAGUUUCUUCCACUGUAGAUCUUUGUUGCUUUACUGCUCUCCAAAAGUGCUGUACAGACAAACGAAUGACACAUUCUCUUCAUAGCUGCUCAAACAGGGGCUUUCCCUAAUGUAUCUUAGUACCUAAUGCAGUGUUUCUGAAAAUACAGUACUGUAUGUGCAGGACCACAAACAUCAUAUUUUAAGACGCCUGAACACUGGAUUCAUUUCAUGCAGUUUUGGUUUGAGAAGCCAGUUUACUUUUUUGCCAUUUUUGUAACUCAAUUAUAUUCUCUUUGCAUAGCUGCUGGUGUGAAGCUCUGGCCCAGUCUGUAAGGGUUACUAGAGGCCUGUGGAGUGGGGCAUAUUGGACACUCUGUCGGGAUCCAACAGGAUGACAUGAACUUUUCACACUGUGAGAGUGAAAAGUAAGAGAAAAAUAAAAAAAAAGGAACACUGAAAUUGUCUCAAGGCCAUGAGGGGUUUUACUUUUCUGCUGUAGUGUCCGUCAGAGGAACAGCAUGUGGGCAGUGAAGGUCAGUGGUCAGUCGAAUUUUUCUUUUCAAACUAUAUCUUUGAUUUGAUGUUUUGUAAAGAAGAGAUCACUGUUAAAAAUAGGGUUAGUGUACAUUUGGGUUAAGGUUAUGUAAAUGUACAUUUCUUCUAGAAUGUUUGGUCUCACACUAAGUGUAUGCCUUUAUCAAAUGAAAUAAAUUGUAUAAAAAACAAAACAA